GAACUUUUCCUUCUGAGUUUCCACUGAGGCGGCGGAGACGUGGGAUGCAUCGGAUGGGAGGAGAUGAGAAACAUCGCACGAAGAUGUGACCAGAGUUGUGAUUUGAGUUUAUUUCCUUUUUUCAGAUUAGAAGGAAAACAUGGCGAAUUCAAGUUCUGCGCACGAGGCUAAUAAUUUCACCUCCGUUCAGCCUCACCGCGCUGAGGUCCUGGAAAACCCACUCCAGACCUAUCUCCUGGGAAUCAUCAUCUCUAUAUGUGGGAAUGUCCUCAUCAGCGUUUCGCUCAACAUACAGAAAUAUGCCCACGUCCGUCAGUCUCAGCGUGGCUCCAAACCCUACUACACCUCGGUGCUGUGGUGGUGCGGCGUGUCUCUUAUGGGGAUCGGAGAGCUGGGUAACUUUGCUGCGUACGGCUUUGCCCCGGCAUCGCUCAUAGCCCCGCUGGGCUGCGUGUCUGUUAUAGCCAGCGCUAUCAUAUCCGUGGUUUUCCUCAAGGAGACGGUGCGCGCCUCUGAUAUUGUUGGUGGCACCUUGGCAAUAGCAGGAACCUACCUCCUGGUGACCUUUGCCCCCCACACUUCCACACACAUUACGGCUCAUCUGGUCCAGUACUACGCCGUCAGCUGGCACUUCCUGCUUUACCUUUUUAUUGAGGUCAUCAUCUUUUGCGUCCUGCUCUAUGUCUACAAGAUCAAGAAAGUGAAGCACAUCAUCAUUGUGAUGCUGCUGGUGGCCCUGCUCGCCUCUCUCACGGUCAUCUCCGUCAAAGCCGUGUCAGGGAUGAUCACCGAGUCGAUAAAAGGCCAGCUGCAGCUCAUCUACCCCAUCUUCUACGUCAUGCUCGUCGUCAUGGUCGCCUCCUGCGCCUUCCAGAUCAAAUUUCUCAAUCAGGCAAUGAAAAUGUUCGAUGCCACGGAGGUGGUUCCUAUCAACUUUGUGUUCUUCACUGCAAGUGCCAUUGUUGCAGGGAUAGUAUUUUACCAGGAAUUCGAAGGCUUGGCCGUGCUGAACAUUUUUAUGUUCCUUUUUGGUUGCCUGCUGUCCUUUCUUGGAGUUUUCCUGAUAGCCAGAAACAGGCCAAAAAUAAAGCAAGCAAAUCGGAAUUUUAUCCCAAUGGAAAGGAUUCCCGGGACGAGGCAAACGGACAAAGUGCAGCCCGAGGCAAAGACUCCAGCAUACGGCUCACUGGCAGCCAAACUCAUGUGCAACAGAGCCGACCAAACAGACGAUUCGUAGGAGCGGCUCCAUCUGCUGGGACCGUACUUUCUGUAGAGUUUGUGUGUGUGAACACGCCGCUUCCAGGGCUUUUUCAAUGAAAUCUGUGUAUGGAUAGAAAUGAGACGCCUCACUUUAAACCAGCAUUAGCUGAGCGCCGGCGAUGGCGGCCGUAAAGAUUGUACGUCCACAGUUUCAAGUACCUCUCUUGAAUAGCUAUUUAUUCCUUGAAAGAAAACCCGUUUGUAUUUUAACCAUUGUUUCCAGCAACGUUACAGUGAAACCUCACGAGGACAAACUGACUCCCAAUACGAGAUGAAACUCCUCAGGAUAAAAGCGACUUUCCAGCAAUGUUUCCAGAGGCCACUGGGAAACAGGACUUAAAGAAUUAUAUUAAUCAGCUGAAUAAAUUGGUCUGUGUGUGUUAAGUGGCCAAUAAACAAGAAAAUACAAUAUUUUGGCA
This is a messenger RNA of Mugil cephalus (flathead mullet), 1679 nucleotides long. Its product is annotated as NIPA-like protein 2. Gene Ontology annotation, molecular function: magnesium ion transmembrane transporter activity. Gene Ontology annotation, biological process: magnesium ion transport. NCBI's taxonomy places the organism in Eukaryota, Metazoa, Chordata, Actinopteri, Mugiliformes, Mugilidae. Bases 140 to 1237 code for a protein of 365 amino acids. The record is from RefSeq and is a predicted model, not a curated record. Gene Ontology annotation, cellular component: membrane. The transcript is spliced from 11 exons.